Hemibagrus wyckioides is the source of this 4336-nucleotide messenger RNA. RefSeq names its product heterogeneous nuclear ribonucleoprotein Ub (gene hnrnpub). Gene Ontology annotation, molecular function: transcription corepressor activity; snRNA binding; poly(G) binding. The transcript is spliced from 14 exons. The record is from RefSeq and is a predicted model, not a curated record. Bases 142 to 2577 code for a protein of 811 amino acids. NCBI's taxonomy places the organism in Eukaryota, Metazoa, Chordata, Actinopteri, Siluriformes, Bagridae. Gene Ontology annotation, biological process: negative regulation of telomere maintenance via telomerase; RNA localization to chromatin; positive regulation of attachment of mitotic spindle microtubules to kinetochore. Gene Ontology annotation, cellular component: telomerase holoenzyme complex; membrane; mitotic spindle microtubule.
AUCGGCGCGGUCGAGGAUCAACGCGGCUCGGCGCUGUAGACACUGAAGCAGGCGGUUCAUUGUUGUACUGAGGCGCAGCAGAAACAUUUCCCCCCCAUUCAAACCACUACAAUCAUUUCUACUUCUCAAGCAACGGCAAACAUGAGUACAAUUAACGUGAAGAAGCUGAAGGUGAACGAGCUUAAGGAUGAACUGAAGAAGCGUCAGCUUUCGGAUAAGGGCUUGAAGGCCGAGCUCAUGGACCGGCUGCAGGCCGCGCUCGACGCCGAGGCCCAAGCUGGAGACGCUGCACUCGAUGCGGAAGACGAAGAGGAGGAAAAUGGCGCUGAGGGGCAUAGCGCUGAGCUCGAACAAGAAUUAAUGGGUGAGGAGUUGGAGGAAGACGAAGAGCCCGCGGGCGAGAACAUGGAGGCCGAGGAGGAAAAUGGAGGCGGCGGCGAGCCGGAGAGCACACAGGGCAACUGCGAGGAGGACAUUGGACAGGACGACGAAAUGGCCGACGAAGAAGAGCAGGAGGAAGAUGGAGACGCCGGGAUUGAGAUAGACAAAGCGUUCGACGACGACGAAGAGGAGGAGGAAGAAGAGGAGGACGACGAAGCCGCCGACAAAAUCGACGAAGAGGAUGGUGAGCAAGAGUCGCAGCCGACUGAGGGAGAUGCGGACAAAGACAUCAGUGCUGAUCAGAAGAAUAAGAAGGGUGUUAAGAGACGCCGAGAGGAACAUGGAAGGGGCUACUUUGAAUUUAUUGAAGAAAGCAAAUACAGCCGGGCUAAAUCUCCACUGCCGCCUCUGGAGGAGGAGGAUGAAGAGCUUGAUGAUACUCUGGUGUGUCUGGAUCCAUACAACUGUGACCUGCACUUCAAGGUGUCACGAGACCGCUACAGUGCUACUCCGCUCACGAUGGAGAGCUUUGCCUACCUUUGGGCUGGAGGCCGAGCUUCCUAUGGCGUGAACAAAGGCAAAGUCUGCAUCGAAAUGAAGAUAAUUGAGAAGAUUCCUGUGAAGCACGUGAAGAGUAAGAACAUGGAUGUUCAUGAUGUGCAGAUUGGCUGGUCACUGGCUAAUGGCAGUUUGCUGCUAGGUGAGGAAGAGCAUUCAUAUUCUUUUGCUGUCAAGGGGAAGAAGACGACAAAUUGUGUGACUGAGGAUUACGGCGAGGCUUUUGAUGAGAAUGAUGUUGUUGGCUGCUGCAUUAAUUUUGAUGGCGAUGAAGUUGAAAUUUCAUACUCUAAGAAUGGGAAGGAUCUCGGUGUGGCAUUCAGAGUCAAUAAGGAGGCUCUGGCUGAACAUGCCCUCUUCCCUCAUGUCCUCUGUCACAACUGUGCCGUGGAGUUCAACUUUGGGCAGAAGGAGACACCAUAUUUUCCUCAGCCAGAGGGCUUCACUUUUCUCCAGCAAAUUCCUGUAGAUGAACGUGUGCGUGGACCCAAAGGGCCUGAGACCAAGAAGGAUUGUGAGGUCAUCGUCAUGGUCGGCCUCCCUGGAUCAGGGAAGACCACAUGGGUGACCAAGCAUGUUGAAGAGAACCCUGGAAAAUACACAGUUCUGGGAACUAACACCAUUGUGGAAAAGAUGAUGAUUAACAGUCUGAAGCGUCAGAACAAAGACACGGCAAAACUCACUGCCAUCUCCCAGAGUGCACCUCUGUUCCUUGGCAAGUUCAUUGAGAUUGCUGCCCGUAAGAAGAGGAACUACAUUUUGGACCAGACCAACGUUUCUGCUGCAGCCCAGAGGAGGAAGAUGUGUCUGUUUGCUGGCUUCCAGCGCAAAGCUGUCGUGGUCAUGCCCACAGAUGAGGCCUACAAGGAGCGCACUCAGAAGAAAGCUGAAACUGAUGGCAAAGAUGUCCCUGAGCAUGCUGUACUAAAAAUGAAGGGCAUAUACACAUUGCCAGAAGUAGGCGACUGUUUCUCAGAGGUCACCUAUGUGGAGCUGCAGAAGGAGGAGGCUACCAAGCUCUUGGACCAAUACAAAGAGGAGAGUAAAAGUGCCCUGCCCCCAGAGAAGAAACCUAACCAAGGCACACCCAAGAAAGGUGGUGCUCGCAGCAGAGGGGGCAAAGGCCAGUUCAACAGGGGAGGUGGUCCAGGUCCACGAGGGGGCAGAGGAGCUUUCCAGAACCGUGGCAACUUUAGAGGAAUGCCUGGUCCCCGUGGAGGCUUCGGUCGGCCGCCCCGAGGCGCACUACCACCUCCUGCCUUCAGAGGCGGCUUCCCAAGCCGUGGCAACUUCGGCCGAGGUGGUGGAGGACCCCCCAACCGAAACAUGGUGCCUAGAGGAGCUCCUGCCAGAGGUGGCAUGGGCGGCAUGGGAAACAGAGGUGGAGCCAUGAACCGUGGAAAGCCAAUGCACAGAGGCAACAUGAACCGUGGAGGUGGACACAGUGGUGGACCCAGCAGGGGCAAUUUCAAUCAGAAGUUCCGUGGACGUGGUGGAAACCAGCAGAAUCGCGGUGGAUUUGGCAACAGAAAUGGGAACUUUGGCAUGAAUAAAGCCCAAGCCUUCAACCAGAGCUGGCAGCAGGGGUUCUGGAACCAGAAGCCAUGGAGUCAACAGUACCACCCAGGAUAUUAUUAAGUGGGCUUUUGUAUUAAAGACUGGUGGCAUGUGGAGGACUCCCUCUUGUGACCACAGAGCCCCAAUGAUCUACUUUUACUGUCUUUUAAAAAAAAAAAAAAUAAUAAAACGUGUUUUAAGAUAAUUUACACGUGGACAUGCAUUCCACAUCCCAAUAUCAGGUCCCCCUGUAGAUGUGAGGGGUUCCCUUUUCCAUACCUGUUUUGUAAAAAAAAAAAUAAUAAUAAUAAAUCCCCUCUGUCCUUAUUUUAGACCUAACUAUUUGAUAUAUAUAUCAUAUCAGGAACCACAUGUUCUGUUCUGUUCUGCAUGGGAUGCUUUUGAAUUUGAGAGUUGUGGAUUUUAUUGUCAUUUUUACUAAAUGUAAAUUAUUAUUUUGCAAGUAUGUUUUUUGUGUAAGGAUCAUGGCAUUUGAGGAUCGGAUCUUACAGAUCUCUCUAACAUUUUAGAGGCUAUUAAAGGCAAUUGUAGUGGUUUAGCAAAACGCCUGUUCACUGCUCAUAAGAUUCUACUCAGAACUACUCUAGAACUGCUCAUUUUAUUUUACUUUACUCUCGUCGUUUUUUUUCCUUCCUGUCAUUUUGUGUUUCAGUCCAAUAUGUACUAGUUAAACUCCAUAGGUUUACAAUAAAUGGGUUGUUUGCUUUUGUACAACUUGGAUUGUUUUUUUUUUUUUAUUUUAAUUUUUUUAUUAACUUCUACAAGCUAUAUUAAACGAGCUAGCCUUUGAAUAAGCUGAUUACGCUUCUCUCUAGCCCUUCUCGGCUUUAAAAUAUUAAACAUUGACGGGUUCUAAGCUUAUUCUUAAACUUUGUUAUAUCUGGUCCGAACUGAGAGAGACCAUGUACAGAGGCGCUGAUCCUACUCCUACUGGAGACCAUAGACUUUCAUCACAUACUGUUUAUAAGCCAUGUUACACAAACUGCAACAUCUACAGUAUAAUGUAGGCCUACAUGCUUCUAAUUGUGAGACAUCAUUUAAUUAUUUUCGUCUGAAUGAUCUAGCAAAGAAAUUCAUGUCGUUACACUCCCAUUAAUACACUGAGAAAGAUCUCUUGAAUGUCCAUUUAGGUUCAGGUUUGUUUACACCAUUUUUGUUUUAAAUGUGUGUACAGGAAAGAUGAGAAGGUAAAUGUUUUAGAUUGGGUAUCUUCUUAUGUGCCGAAUUGACCAGUAUGUAGCCACUGAUUAAUAUUAUUUCUUUGGCAGAAAUUGAUCAUAAACCUAAAUAAAAACAAACCUUGCAAAUAGUUAUCAGUUGGUUGCCAAGCUGUACUUGGUGUUAAAUAGAAAGCCCUGUUUUGUAUUUGAAUGUGUGUCUUUGGAGUGGUGCAAUUCUAUAAUUAUGUGGUGGGGAAAUGACCACCGAUAUCAUGGCAGCUAUUUUAUUAACUGUAAUGAGAGAACCUGCACCACCCUCGAGUUUGUUUUUCCCCCUGGAGCAUACCGAUACUGCUGUCACACUGGCGUCUUUCUCCUAUAAAUUAGGUCUUUUCCCUAUAAGAGAUAAAUACUGUAUUAAUCUUCUACUUAGGCGCACGAGAGUUGAGAAUCUUUGAGAUUAUAACAAAUGUUUAUUAAGCGCUGGAGUUACAUGACUGAGUUUAGGGCAUUUGUGGCUUGUUGCAUUAAAAGUGUCCUUUGAUUUACUUCAAGUUUUUUUGUAUUGUGCUAUUUAUCUUACAAGGUUAACCUGUUCUAGUUUGAUAUUGCAAAGGUGUCCAUGGCGUUUAAGACUGUAAUAAACAUAUGAAACCGUU